GUUCGCUUGUUCAAACCUAAACACGAGUGGUGUGGGACGGACGUUGUUGUGUUCGCGUGUUGGUCUCGCGUCUGAAAGGGAAGACGCGCGGUGUUCUCAGAGCGUCAUUUUGCCCACUCACGAGUCAAAGUUUUAAAUUUUUGACGUUUGUUACCGGCGUUCCUCUUUUUGAUCUGGAAGGAUAUUCAUCACCAGCAAGUAAAUUUAGCUGCUGUCAGUUUGUGGACGCUGUUCGGCAGUUCGGCUUGCCUCUCGCGACUCAACUUGUUUUUGUUUUCGAAUUGACAGCAGACGAAUUUGGGAAAAGUGCAUCAUUUUGAACAGACUGCAGUGUGUUGUGUGUCAGUGAUUUGGUGUCAACAACGUUUUAGUUAGUACCAGUGGACACCCGCAAGGCACCCCUCGAGAAGGCUUUGGAAGUGGAGGGCGCAACGAAAUGAAAUAUUUUGUUUCCGUGUGUCGUGUUUAAUUUAGACCUCUAUUUGCUUUGAUGUUUGCUCGAAUCAGUGCCUGCAACGAGUGACGAAAUCAAUUUGUGGAUAAAGUGACUGCGGUCUGAAAUACCAGACCCCAUUCUAAAUCUUGGGUAAAGAGGUUAUGUGACACACUCAAAAUGCCUGUGAUUCUUGUUGAUAGGCUACCUUUGCCUAGUUUGAAAACAUACACAGUUAUAAGUGUUGCACUACUAUCCUGCUCUGUCUACUAUGCUGUGCAAGUCACCAGUGAAGCCAAUUGGAAAACAAAUGCUACUACCCCACAUGAAACAGUGGCUCAAGCGUCAUCGGGGAAGAUACAAGACCAUGCAUUUACUCGUGUGCAACAAGCCAUCGAACCAGGGACAAUUCAAGCUGAACUACCACCACUUCUCAAGGCCAAACCUACUCUGAGUGUCCAGAUUGCAGAGGUCGUCACGUACAUGGUGCAGGAGCCUCUUUGUAUUUGGACCCUGAUGAACAUGGCGUACUGCUGUCUCAUUCUACUGGGCAAGCUGAUUCAGCGUGUGGUGUUUGGACAGCUCAGAGUUUCUGAGCAACAACACGUAAAGGACAAAUUUUGGAACUUUGUGUUUUACAAAUUCAUUUUUGUUUUUGGGGUAAUAAAUGUCCAGUACUUGGAUGAAGUGGUUCUCUGGGUUGCUUGGUUUUCUGUGCUGGGAUUUCUACACCUACUGGCUCAGCUGUGCAAGGAUCGAUUUGAAUAUCUCUCGUUCUCACCUACAACACCAGGCUGGAGUCAUGCAAGGCUGGUUGGCCUGUUGUUUGCCAUUCUCCUCCUCUCUGGUUUUAUGUUCCUCAUCUGUAUUGCUGUUGGCUUCUUUGAUGGAUUCAACACAUUUGCCUUUAUGGCUGCAGAGUGUGUUCUGCUAACUGUGAGGACUCUCCAUGUUAUAUUACGGUACAUUCUGCAUUUAUAUGACAUGCGUGGAAGUGACAGUGGUAGUUCAGGAAAUCAUGAAGGUCUUGCCCGGGUUGUGGCCUGGGAAAAGCGAGGGCCUGUUGCUUAUUAUGCUGAGUUAGUUUUGGAACUGGCAGCUUUACUAGUGGAUCUUCUUCAUCAUCUACAUAUGCUUCUAUGGUCAAACAUAUUCCUCUCUAUGGCAUCACUUGUGAUCUGCAUGCAGCUACGUUUUCUCACUCAUGAAAUACAAAGGCGAUUCAAAAAGCAUAGGAACUACCUUUGGGUUCUCAACCACUUGGAACAAAAUUAUCCAAUGGCCUCAGCUGAAGAGCUCGCUCAAAACUCGGACAAUUGUGCCAUAUGUUGGGAAAAAAUGGAAACAGCCCGCAAGCUCCCCUGCUCUCAUCUCUUCCACAAUUCAUGUCUCCAGUCAUGGUUGGAGCAGGAUACUUCUUGUCCUACUUGUCGUCUUGCUCUUUCUAUGCAAAGUCCUAUUACACGUGACCAUGGCCCCUUGGACCAUACUUUGCUGGCUGUAGAUGGUGGUGCUGAUGGUGUUCAGGUUGCAAGGAGACCACCUGCUAACCACUUCUUUCAUUUUGAUGGCUCGCGAUAUGUUUCAUGGCUCCCAAGUUUCUCAGUUGAAGUUACCCACACACAACUUCUGAGAGCAGAUCAAGGACCUCCUGUUCAAACGUCCCAACUAGAUGCUAUGGCUCGUCAGGUUCAGCAACUGUUUCCUCACAUGCCCAUGCCUGUUAUCAUGGAUGACUUAAGGCUCACUCGCUCUGUUGAAAUCACCAUUGAGAAUAUUUUGGAUGGGCGCUUAGUGGCUCCCCCAGGGCGAAGAUUCCAUGAAGAACCUUCAGGCCCUAUUGCAAUUUCGUCAGUUCCCACAGUGUUGCCUCAGUCAGCACAGCCUUCUGCUCCAGACGCCAGUGCUCAGAGUAUCACUCACUCAGACAGCACUGCAACUGAUGAAGAGCCAAGCAACCUUGGUGGUCGGUUUUCAAAAUCACCUUCGGAGCGCGAGCGCAUUCUGCACCUGCGGAAAGAGCAGCUACUUCAAGCAGCGAGACGCCGCUACCUUGAUAAGCAAGAAGGAUCAAAACCCUCUUUUGAUUCAUGUGUAGUAGAUGAGAAUGUCAUUGCUCCUGAUACAAUGGCGUAAUAGGAAAUUAAUCUAUGUACCUAUCUGUUUAUUUUUUCCCAAUUUGAGAUAUUAGAUAGUGUCAGUUUACAGCUGUGGCUAUAGAUCACUACAAUCUUUGAGCUUCCGAAGCUUCAUCUUGAGAAAUUGUUAAAAUUAUACUGGAAGAUUUGGGAACUGUCAAUGGGCUUUCAAAAUUGUUUUAUAUCCAACUAUCAUUGUAUUUGUACUGGCUUGAUUAGAAAGCCAAAAUUUACAUAAAUUUAACUUUGAAAAUGUGAUAAAAUUUUCUUUGCAUGAAGCAUAGCUGGCACCUUUUAAAAUUUAAAAGAAAAGAAAGAAAAUACUAUUUGACAUGUUAGGUUCAUGUUAAUUUCGUUAGAUUAAAUUUAAUUACUCUUUUUGGUGGCUUGUUGCCUAUUUGUGUGAAGUAUUACUGGUGUGUUUUUGUAUUUACCAUCAUAAAUAUGCUUCCUCAGUAAGAAUGACAUAACGGAUAGCUUUAAAUUUUGAGUGGAAUAAAUCCUUUAACAAGUUGACUGGUAUUAUUGUUUUGUAGAGGAAUUUGUUGAUUGACAUGCAUUGAACAUGACAGUUCAGAACUGAUGUUAAUUUUAUUGUUUCUAUUUUUACUAUUUUAUUUUCUUCUGGUAGUGUCUCUUUCUUAUUAUUUUUAUUUGUAUGCUGUUCAAAGAAAUUGUGAUUGGAAUUGAAAUUACUUAAUUUGUUGUAGAUUUAAGCUGUAUGGCUAAUUUCUUAAUCCAUGCUGAAAUUGAUGAUGCAUAACUACAAUAAGCUUGUUAGUUGAAUUUUGCUUGACCUGCUCUACCUUUUAACCACUUUAAAUGGUAUAUCUCCUUUCUUCUUGGCAGAUUGACUCUUAUAUGAAUCUGGUUGAAGUCUCAUUCAUGCCAUAUGAAUAGGAGCAAAGUUUUCCCUUACUGUUGGUAACUUGCUGAGGUAGAGGUUGAUGUGCAGUUUAAACUAAAAGGAAAAAUGGCCUCCUCUGCCAUCUUCUAGUGCUGUGGAGUGUGGAGUAUUGGUAAGUAGGUGCCCUGUGAUACUAUUGUUACAUGGUUAUGUUUUAUUUUGUGUGAGCCAUGAACUAGGAGUCCUUGGAAUGGUCUAAGUUUUUGGCUGCUCUGUGAAAGUACACAUUGAAUGCUGUCAUCAUGACCCAUUACUUAAGUUUUUGCAGCUUACCUUUUUUGUUAAUUUAUUUUUGAAGAAACAAAUAGUUUUGGUGUUUUUGGUUGGUUUUCAAUUGAUAACUCAAAGAAAUAAAAAAAAUAAAAAUAUGGAAGAGUGAUAGUUGACUGCCAAAAAUAAUAAUAAUACAUGUAUUUGCUUGCUUUACUGUAAUUUAGCUGUCUUGUGUGCCAAGCCAAGAGUGGUUCUUCUUCUUUUACUCAGUGAGAAGAGUACAGCGAAUGUUAUCCGUAACAUUAUGGCCAUGAAAUGUGUAGUUUUGGUGUUUCAAGUCACAUGUCAUUUUUAAUCUAAAGGUGUUAGUGACUGGUUGCUUUAAACCCGAAAGCAAUGAAUCUAGUUUGUAAACUUCCAUUUCUCUUUGCUUUGCCCUGGAAGUUUCUUUGCAUUUAUCGUAUUGUACUUGUAACAACACUCAGAAUAGAAGUAGAAGCAAGUUAAGAAAGUGAUUUCACUGGGCUUUCUCCUCUUGCAGAAUGUGUGAGUGAAUGAUUGUGAUAUUUACAUUUUGUUUGUGUAAUGCCAAAAUGUGUAUUGAAUUGAAAGUACUGAUACCCCAUAAAAAUAACUCUGGUUUUUAUCAGAAUUACUAUACAUGUAAAUAAACCUUACAUUUGGUAAGAAAUGUAUGAGUAAUUAAGUAAUUUGAGUAGAUGUAAUUACUGUAAACAAAUUAGUCAGAACUGGUAGUAGUCGGAAAUGAUGUUAAAUGGUUCCAAUAGAUGAACAAUUGAUUUGUGUUAAUUUAAUAUGUAUGUGAAAAGACUAAAUGUGUAAAAUAUACGCCUUAAUUUCUCCUACACUAUUAAA
This is a messenger RNA of Frankliniella occidentalis (western flower thrips), 4567 nucleotides long. RefSeq names its product E3 ubiquitin-protein ligase AMFR. The transcript is spliced from 9 exons. The record is from RefSeq and is a predicted model, not a curated record. Gene Ontology annotation, molecular function: ubiquitin binding; ubiquitin protein ligase activity. Gene Ontology annotation, cellular component: endoplasmic reticulum; ubiquitin ligase complex; cytosol. Lineage: Eukaryota; Metazoa; Arthropoda; Insecta; Thysanoptera; Thripidae. Gene Ontology annotation, biological process: endoplasmic reticulum unfolded protein response; ubiquitin-dependent protein catabolic process; protein K48-linked ubiquitination. The coding region runs from base 614 to 2569 and encodes 651 amino acids.